This is a messenger RNA of Fopius arisanus, 2469 nucleotides long. RefSeq names its product twinfilin actin binding protein (gene twf). Gene Ontology annotation, molecular function: actin monomer binding; actin filament binding. The transcript has 5 exons. The record is from RefSeq and is a predicted model, not a curated record. Gene Ontology annotation, biological process: actin filament depolymerization; regulation of lamellipodium assembly; positive regulation of neuron projection development. Gene Ontology annotation, cellular component: cytoplasm; myofibril; actin filament. The coding region runs from base 186 to 1232 and encodes 348 amino acids. NCBI's taxonomy places the organism in Eukaryota, Metazoa, Arthropoda, Insecta, Hymenoptera, Braconidae.
GACAGCCUCCAGCCACUCUGUGACGAACCGCCAUUGGCUCUUCUGGAGAUCGGCCAAAUUUCCAUUUUGUUGGAAAUAGAAAUAAGUACGGAAUUCAGUGCUAUUCGUCGCUAGCAACUUGUUUGUCGAGGAGAGAAGUAAUCGGAGCAUAAAUAUCAGUCAAGGCGAAGGAAUUCAUUUGGGAAAUGUCGCAUCAAACUGGAAUAAAAGCCAAUGAUGCGUUGAAGAAAUUGUUCGCCAAAUGUCGGGAUGGGAAAAUAAGGGUGCUGAAGAUCUCUAUCGAAAACGAGGAGCUGAUCCCAGCAUCGUCAUCAAAGCCAGUGGGCAAAUGGCAGGACGAUUACUCUCGCCUGGUGAAGCCCCUGAUCGAGGAAAAUCAGCCGGCCUACAUCCUCUACCGCUUGGACACAAAAUCCCCUGACUCAGGAUACGACUGGCUGUUCAUAUCCUGGUCCCCAGACACUGCCCCAAUUCGCCAGAAGAUGCUGUACGCAUCGACAAAAGCAACGCUCAAGCAAGAGUUCGGCACAGCCUCCAUCAAGGACGAACUCCAUGGAACAAUUCCAGACGACAUCACCCUCGAUGGUUACAACAGACACAAGAAAAACGAUGCCACCCCGGCACCACUCACCUCCGCCGAGGAGGAGCUCGUCGAGCUCAAGAAAACAGCUAUUCACACCGACUACAAUGUUGAAACUAGACACCAGACACUCAGUGGAGUGGCUUUUCCCGUAACCGACGAGGCAAAACAGGCGAUAACUGAGAUGGGAAAGGGCCUACACGAGUACGUGCAAUUGAAAAUCGAUCUCGAUGAAGAGAAAAUACAUCUCGUCAUGGCUUGUGAUGUCUCUCUCGAUAAACUACCUACUAAGGUACCAGCUGAUUCCGCUAGAUAUCAUCUCUACAAUUUCAAGCACACGCACGAGGGAGACUACAUGGAGUGCAUAGUGUUCAUCUACAGCAUGCCUGGCUACAGUUGCAGCAUUAAAGAAAGAAUGCUGUAUUCGUCGUGCAAAGCACCAUUCCUCGAUCUCAUUCAGUCACUGGGUGUCAACAUAACUAAAAAGUUGGAGGUAAAUACCGGAGACGAGUUAGCCGACAUGCUGGAGGAACCCCCAGUUAAAGACUCAACUGGCAACACAACCCCUAUGACCCCAUCAACACCCUCCGCUCCCCCAAAUGUAUUGUCCGAUAAAAAAUCAAAGCCAAAACGCUCCUGCGUUUUGAGUUAACAGGUUGAUCAGUUCAAUACCAGGCCUAAAAAAAAAUAGGCUGUUGCAAUGGCUAUCGAAAAAUCUCGAUUCGUUGAUUGACAUGCGAUACAAACGUUGAAUAAUAUUUUUUGGAACUAGUGUUUUAUCGAUCUUUGAUAAUGGACCACACGUGGACUAGAUCCAUUUUAUUUCCAUAGUCAAUGGGAUGGAAAGUAAUUCAUCGAAGCCAGUAGGAUCGCUAGUUGUACGAGCACAAUAACAAGAAGAGUAUAAAGUGACACGUGAUAUGUAUACCUGCAUAGUAAGAGUAGUAACGGUGUAUUUUUCUAAAUUAACCGUAUUUGAACUCAACAAUUAUACAAUGCAAACGAUAUUUUUGGUAUUGUCGAGAAAAUCAGCUUUCGAUAUAGUGGCGAACAAUGUCUGUGGUAAAACAAAAAACAUUAUUCCAGUACAGUUAAUUAAUUUAGGGGCUGAUUAUUCCUUUUCGAUAGUGGUCGUUAUGACGAGUUGUUAGAGGUUUAACUUGAGAUUACGUGUUAAGGAGUUCUUUGGGGGAUUAUUCACUUCGUUUUUGGACAAGCCUUCAGCAUUUUUUCCAUGUUCUUGGAUUACUCGUUAUUUUAUCUCCUAGACGAUGAUUCCAACGAGAUGUGAGACCAGUUGAAUAUCAUGGUUUUGUUAAAUAUCGAUUUAUCGUAAAAAGUAUUGAUUUCAAGAGGAAGUAUCAUAAGAUCUUUUUCGUUAAAAAUGUUAUGAGCUACAAAAAAGUCCUUUGGUGUUUUCAUCUGAAAUCAAUAAUUUCCGAGUUCAGUCGAUUGAAACCAUUUCAAAUUCGUUUUGUUUGGUUGUACCACUUCGUUACUGAAUUAGUUCUUUCAUCUUUAUAUUCUCAAUUAUAAUUUGACUCUUUAAUCACUUUUCCAUCAUCUUGUCUGGGAUUAAAAUAACGUGUUAAUGUUUUUCUUCUAUUCAGUUCUGUGUUAUCUACGAAAUUUCCUAGUGUCUCUAGGUUUUUAGAUCUGUGUUAAUUAAUUCGUUUUAAUAUUCGUUGUCGCUCAAAUUAACAGACCUAUUGUGAUUAAUAUUAAUAAUCUGGUUCUCUAAAUGGUGAAAUGUGGAGACUGCUAUUUCUGUAUUCAUUUCACCUGAAAUUAGGUUUCCUAGUCGUGUAAAGGUGAUAAGUACGUGUAAGCAUGUCGGAUUAAUUAUCGAUUGAGGUAAUGGAGGAUGACUAGAAGGCUUGCCGGUUAAA